Durusdinium trenchii is the source of this 2294-nucleotide messenger RNA. NCBI's taxonomy places the organism in Eukaryota, Dinophyceae, Suessiales, Symbiodiniaceae. The record is from the annotation of a GenBank genome assembly.
GGACGUGUGACACUGCCAGGGCACUAAGAGUAGGACACAGAGCACCAAGCACUGCUCAGCCCUGUGUGGGCCACAUGAGCGGCCGUCGUGAUGUUCAGAAACCCUAUGCGUUUCUCCCACGCUUGCCGGAGGCUGCAGCACUUCCGGGCUUCGAGCAGAAGUAUCCGAAUGUCGGGCGGAUUUGGUUCGCUGAUGCUGAAGAACUGGAACGAAGGAGCUGGUCGUUUUCUGGUCUAGACCAAUUCCGCGAUGUGCUCAGCCCGAGGCUCCCCCCCGCUCGGCAGAAACUGCUGGAGCGCGCAGCUCAACAGGCGGCCGAGGCAACUGAGGUGCAACCGGCAGGACGCGCACCGUCGUCACCGUCUUCCACCGGCGCCGAGCAGGUCUUGGACUUCCUCAGCGCGUGGCUGCAGAACGGCCGCGAAGAUCUCUGCCAAGAGUUCGAGCGCCAACUGAAGGAGUCCUACACCUGGCCCCCCGCCGAACGGAGGAAAAUGGUGGAAGUGCAUCGGCAGAAGUGGAAAGCCUUAGAGGCUGCUCUGUUGCAGCUCAUGGAGGCUAUGCGGCGGUCAGAGGUGCCCAGUAAUAAGGCGGAGGCCACCAUGAGCCGAUUGAGACCAGCCCGGCACGCAGCUCUCAAAGUGCAAGUGAAAACCCUGCGGCAAGUGAAGCAGCAGCUUUGGCCGGACCCCGGUGCCCGAGAUCCCGUCCAUGGAGUCCCCACCGAUGCGGAGGUGGAUGCUUGGCUGGAUCCUCCUGCAGAUCUUCCUCCAAAACUGCUGGAAGCACCCAGCUCCGAUGAGGAGCCCAGCCAGAGGGUGGAGAUGGAAACGCAGACUCCUGCGGACAUCGCUGUGGAUGCAGUCCCCUUGUCGUUGUCCGAGAGGCCUUUCCCACAAGGCCUUCCAUCUAAGAUGGAGAUGCUGGAUGUGCCGAUGCCGGAGGAGGUCCCUGAAGGACUUGACCAUGACUUGGGCGAGGUCUUUGCUGGAAUGGACGCGAAUGAGCGCGCGGCCUUCGCCACCAUUCUGCAGGAACAAGAUGAGCUUGCAGAGCAGAAAGCUGAGUCUGAGCGGGCUUUGAAGCAGCAGGAACUGAAGCUGAAGGAGAAGGACAAAGCCUUUCAGGAUGAGCUACGGCAGAAGGAGAAGGAGCAUCAGGCGAUUCUGCAGUCAGAGCGGGACCGCUUCGCACAGGAGCGGUACCGGCUCCGGACGAAGCUCAUGGGCGAGGAGCUCGCCAUAGAGACGCGAAAGCUGAAAGAUGAGCUCAUCCGACUGAGACGCGUGAGGCCGAUGAGGAAGAACGCACAGAAGGUCCUUUGGUGGACAGAGGAGGAUGUGAACCACGUGAUUGCUGGAAAGCAGUUGGUCAUCCGUCGAGCUGGUGGCGCGACGUCAAAAACAGAAGCCAUGUGUGCCCUGGCGAUUGGCACCGCUCGUGACUGGCUCUUCCGCUCGCGUGAGCUGAUCGAGUCCAAGUCCUUCGCUCCCAACGGCAGCAGCAUUUCGGGCGCCGCCACGAAGGCCGAGCAGAGCGAAGUGAAACUGAAGCUGCACUUCGCCAAGACCACGGAGACCAUCGGCCACUUCAAAGCGGCACAGCAGCGCUCCAUGGAGCAGCUCAGCCCCGAUUCGACGCGGUCGCCCACGUCGAGGUUGCCACGUGUGGAGCAGAUUCAGCAGGGCCUGGGGAUUGAGUUGGAGAUGGCCAAGGGCGCUCGCGAUGCGGUCACUGAGCGGCUGCGAGAUGCGGAGGCAAAGCUGGACCAGCUGGCCGAAGAGGAUCUAGCGGCAGAUUUCUUGACCCGUUGGUCCGAACAGAUCAGCGCGGUCAGCCUCAAGGGCAUGCAGACUCAGCGGCAGACCAAGGACCUGGCCGAGCGGAUUGAGGGCGCCUUGCGAAAGGAGGCAUCGAAGUACCGCUCCGUGGCACAAGCGGCAUACGCGGACAUCGCAGCGGACCGCGCAGCAGAGACAGCCCUGAAGAGGGCCGAAGAGGCACAGAAGCGGCAAGAAGCUCGAGAGGCUGCCAGAAAGAAGGACGUCCAAGAAGCCGUCCGCAGGGAGCAGGACAAGAAAACCAAGGAACAGCAGAAGAUGGUCCCUGUGAAGCUGCGCAUGUCUGGCCUGAGGUCGACUGCCAUCGACGACAAGGGGAAGUUCGGGCAAGUGGCUGAGCAAAAGCUGGCGAAGGCUUUGAACUUGAAGGAGUCACAGGUGCGCGUGACUGGCAUCAAGUAGUUGGUGCUUAGUUGACCCAAAGGGCUCUUGAACUUGUGGGGCUUGGCAGGC